This is a messenger RNA of Osmerus eperlanus (European smelt), 3480 nucleotides long. Its product is annotated as solute carrier family 45 member 3. Gene Ontology annotation, biological process: transmembrane transport. Lineage: Eukaryota; Metazoa; Chordata; Actinopteri; Osmeriformes; Osmeridae. Bases 1233 to 3005 code for a protein of 590 amino acids. The transcript is spliced from 7 exons. Gene Ontology annotation, molecular function: sucrose:proton symporter activity. The record is from RefSeq and is a predicted model, not a curated record. Gene Ontology annotation, cellular component: membrane.
AAAUAACACCAGAAACUACAGCUAAAAGGCUGGUUCCUAUCCUCAGGGCACGGGGCCCAUGGCUGGUAUUGGCUGGUGGGAAUAGCCUACUAUGAGUCUUUGGUCCCUCCCAAACAGCUAGUUCUGUCCCAGGGGGAGGGGUGAGAGUGUGGAUUCCAGUUCCCAACCUCAUCCCCUCAAACCUCAUUCCGUACAGCAGGUGUGUCUCACCUGGCCUGUUAUGUGGGUCAUAUAUGAUGAUGCCUGCCAUCUUGUAGCUGGAAAAACAGAUAAGGAAAUAUACUCACAUGCUGGGUUUUUCAGACACUCGAAGGACCCAGAAGGACUUUGAGCCAUCUUAUUAGGACUUUCCAACCUCCACCUGAUGUCACCUGAUCCUCAUUAGAGGCCUGGAAGAGUGUCCACACAUCUGCCUGCUCCGGCCAGGGUUAGCUCCAGUACAGGCCAGGGUUAGCUCCAGGACAGGCCAGGCCAGGGUUAGCUCCAGGACAGGCCAGGCCAGGGUUAGCUCCAGGACAGGCCAGUGUUAGCUCCAGGACAGGCCAGGGUUAGCUCCAGGACAGGCCAGGGUUAGCUCCAGGACAGGCCAGGCCAGGGUUAGCUCCAGGACAGGCCAGACCAGGGUUAGCUCCAGGACAGGCCAGGCCAGGGUUAGCUCCAGGACAGGCCAGUGUUAGCUCCAGGACAGGCCAGUGUUAGCUCCAAGACAGGCCAGGGUUAGCUCCAGGACAGGCCAGGCCAGGGUUAGCUCAAGGACAGGCCAGACCAGUGAUAGCUCCAGGACAAGCCAGUGUUAGCUCCAGGACAGGCCAGGGUUAGCUCCAGGACAGGCCAGGGUUAGGUCUAAGACAGGCCAGGGUUAGCUUCAGGACAGGCCAGGGUUAUCUCUAAGACAGGUCAGGGGUCAGCACUCCUUUAUUCACUGACCACCCUUGCAGUGGAGAGGAAAACUGACCUUUUUUCACUGGACAACAUCCUAAUCCCAAGACACACUGAAAGCCCCAUGGAAAAGCAAAAAGUCAACAAUCUACUGAAGCCCAGCCUCGGCACAGUUCAGAUAACCUAUGGACUGACAACUGUAAACCUUAACAUGGGCGGAGGAUAUCUGUGUCUCAGUCUUUCAUCCUGAGGAACCAAGUUGAAGCCGUAAGCAGAUCAGUCUCUAGACUGAAAGGGAUCAGGGAGAGAGAAAAAGGGGGAAUCAGGGGAGUCCAAGGCAGUGUGUGUGAGCCAUGCAAGGGUGUGUGUGCCAGCUCCUGCUGGUGAACGCACUAGCAUAUGGGCUGGAGAUGUGCAUGGCUGCAGGGACCAUCUGCAUCCCUCCUCUACUGCUGCAUGUGGGCGUGGAGGAAAGCUACAUGACCAUGGUGCUGGGAGUGGGCCCUGUUAUGGCCCUGAUCUUUGUGCCUAUGAUUGGGUCAGCAAGUGACUCAUGGCGUGGGCGCUUUGGUCGUCGACGCCCAUUCAUCUGGCUGCUGAGUGUGGGAUUUCUGUUGGGCUUGCAGAUCAUGCUCCAGGCCUCACGCCUGGCUGCUCUGUUCUCCCCACAGAAGCCCCACUGGUUGAAGGCACUGCUUCAAGCUGGGGGUGUGUGUCUGCUGGAAUUCUGUGGACAGGCCUGCUUCACGCCACUGGUGGCUCUGCUGUCAGACCUGUUUCCUGGAGAAGAGGAGAGCAGGAGAGCCUUCUCAGUCUACUCCCUCAUGAUCAGCCUGGGGGGCUGCUUCGGAUACCUGCUCCCAGUGAUGGACUGGAGCCACUCCUCCAUAGCAGUGUACCUGGGGGGCCAGGAGGCCUUCAUCUACACCUUGCUCUCCCUCAUCUUCCUCAUCUGCCUUCUCAGUACAGCCUUCAUCUCGGAGGAAAAAUGGACAGGGGGGGGAGGGAAGACAACCAGUAGGACUGCAGGGCUCAGCCCCACCUUGAAACCUUCCCCCUGGAGGAACCGCUGCUGUGCCCCCUUCCCGACACCCUGGCUCCCAUGUUUGUGCCUGGCACUGGGCCGCUGGUUGUUGAUGUGUGUUGUGGCAUUGCCGCGGGCGUAUGGUGUGUGUGCACGUGUUCCGGCAGUCAUGCAGAGGCUGUUUGUGGCAGAGCUUUGUAGUUGGAUGGCCCUAAUGAGUUUCAUGCUCUUCUAUGCUGACUUCAUGGGGGAGGGGCUGUAUAAGGGUGUGGCCCAUGCCCCACAAGGCAGUCAGGACAGACUUCUCUACGAUGAAGGUGUGCGUGUAGCCAGUUUGGGUCUGUUCCUACAAUGCGUGACCUCUGCGAUCUGCUCCCUGCUUAUCGAGCGCUGGGUGGUGUUGCUAGGUGCCAGGGCUGUGUACUUCAGCAGUGUAGUUCUGCUGGCCUUAGCCACCGCCGUGAUGAGUCUGUCAGAGAGCGUGUUGAUUGUCACUGCCUUGGCGGCCGCAACUGGAUACACGUUCUGCGUGCUGCAAAUCCUGCCCUACAUGCUACUCUGUCUCUACCACUCCGAUAGACACGUGAGAGCACACACACACACAAGCACACACACACAGUCCUUGUUUGAGAGGUUACCACAGCAUAUACAUUUCACCCACCACUUUCACUUUCAGGUUUACUUCUCCAGCUCCAAACUCAAACUGGCCUACCCUCGAGGAAGUGAUUAUCCUUCCUACUCCAAACCUCUCCUCCCCCCUGACUUAGCCAGUCUCCAUGGCAACAGCCACCCAGGGGGAGUCACUCUACCUGGGGCAUCUGGCUCUCUAACACCACUCUCCUGCCAAGUGCCCCUGCAGUUGGAGAGGGACAGAGGUGAGGGAGACCCUGCAAACAUGUCCCAGAGAGGGAUGUGCUUAGACGUGGCUAUCCUGGACAGUGCCUACCUUCUCUCCCAGGUGCUGCCUGCGCUGUGUCUGGGCACUCUAGUUCAGCAGGCGGGCAGUGUGAGAGCCUACAUGGUGUCUGCCUGCUCUCUCAGCCUCCUGGCCCUGCUCUGCUCCACCCGGGUCACCUUCCAACUCAGUGACCUCCAAUGUUAACAAAGUACACAGUUACAGGAUAGUGGUCACAGGAACAGCCUUGGCUCCUGGACAACCAAAGAGGUGACAGAGUAGAAGAGAUGCACUUCGAAUGGUGGGUCAUUGACCACAUGGAGAGGAUGGUUGUAAAAAGUACUGAGUUUAGACUUGGGAAAACAUUUUGAGAGGUGAAUACACUGAAGUUGACGAUAUCUUCACAAAGAGAAAACAACAUUCAGUAUUGUUAACUGCUACAUAUUUUGAACAAUGCUUGUGUUUUUAUGGAAGCUUAUGUUUGUCUAUUUAUUAAUGUGUUUACUACCGGUAGAAGAGGUCUCUUAUGAAUGUCAUAAUCAUGUAUGUGUGUGUGUUUUUUGCAGCUGUGCACAGUUGCAAAAUUACAGAGGAAGGUGUUUGUAACAUGCCACCUUAAAGUGUUUUCGAUUGGGUUUUGGGGAAUAUUAAGGUCCUAUUGUCAGUAAAGUACAUGCUCAUU